AUGUGUACACUUGUAUGUUCCAGGCAGAACAUGUGUGCACUUGUAUGUUCCAGACAGAACAUGUGUACACUUGUAUGUUCCAGACAGAACAUGUGUGCACUUGUAUGUUCCAGACAGAACAUGUGUGCACUUGUUUGUUCCAGACAGAACAUGUGUACACUUGUUUGUUCCAGACAGAACAUGUGUACACUUGUAUGUUCCAGGCAGAACAUGUGUACACUUGUUUGUUCCAGGCAGAACAUGUGUGCACUUGUAUGUUCCAGACAGAACAUGUGUGCACUUGUAUGUUCCAGACAGAACAUGUGUGCACUUGUAUGUUCCAGACAGAACAUGUGUGCACUUGUAUGUUCCAGACAGAACAUGUGUGCACUUGUAUGUUCCAGACAGAACAUGUGUGCACUUGUAUGUUCCAGACAGAACAUGUGUACACUUUUAUGUUCCAGACAGAACAUGUGUGCACUUGUAUGUUCCAGACAGAACAUGUGUACACUUGUAUGUUCCAGGCAGAACAUGUGUGCACUUGUAUGUUCCAGGCAGAACAUGUGUGCACUUGUAUGUUCCAGGCAGAACAUGUGUGCACUUGUAUGUUCCAGGCAGAACAUGUGUGCACUUGUAUGUUCCAGACAGAACAUGUGUGCACUUGUAUGUUCCAGGCAGAACAUGUGUGCACUUGUAUGGUCCAGGCAGAACAUGUGUGCACUUGGAUGUUCCACAUAG
Molecule: messenger RNA, 717 nt
Organism: Candidula unifasciata
Lineage: Eukaryota; Metazoa; Mollusca; Gastropoda; Stylommatophora; Geomitridae
Source: the annotation of a GenBank genome assembly